CUAAUUCGAGUUCACAAGCAGGAAGCAUGAUACAUCCAUUUCCUUUCAGACAAACAACAGAGUGCCCUGGCAGCACAAAAGCGUCGCUUCUACUGCUAAAUCUCAAACGUUCAGAAACCCAUUGCUCCUCUCUGGACAUACCAUUCUAUAUUUGCUGUUUGGAUGUUAUGGAUAGAAACAGUACUUACUCUCCAAUCACAUGGCCGCCAAAGUUUUGGGAGCAAAUAACAAUAGCCUUCACAGUGUCCAUGGUGGUUGGACUAGUGAUUGGAGGGAUCAUCUGGGCAUUGCUCACUUGCUUGUCUCGUCGCAGAGCUAGUGCCCACAUUUCCCAGGGGAGCUCCUCAGUCUUCAGCCGUCGGUCCAGACCCUCCUCUCAUGGCCACACCACUGGUAGGACUGGGUUUUACCGCAACAGCAGCUGCGAACGUCGGAGCAACCUCAGCCUGGCCAGCCUCACCUUCCAGCGGCAAGCUUCCUUGGAGCAAGCCAACUCUUUCCCCAGGAAGUCAAGCUUCCGUGCAUCCACCUUCCACCCUUUCCUUCAGUGUCCUCCCCUCCCUGUGGAGACGAACAGUCAGCUGAUCACCCUUACUCCCACAAAUACCACCACAACCUUUGUGGGAAGCACCACCAACAGCUUAAGUCAGCCCGAAUACCACUGGUCUAACAACAGCCUCCGCAUCUGCCACUCCACACAAACCCCGCCUCCUGCCUACGAAACCAUCAUAAAAGCUUUCCCAGACUCCUGAGUUAGGUCCAUGCUGCAAACAUGCAUGUACAUUUUAGGAGGAACCUAAAUAAUCUCAACAAUUUUCUGUGUGUGAUGAAGAUCUCUGAGAAGUCUACAGCUGUCAUUGUGGAGGGGACAUACAUUGCCAAGAGGCAGGUAGCAGUGGUUUCUUAGAGUGCAAUAUCCCACUGUCCAAGCGAUCACUUGUCUUCGCACUGCAGGCUCUAAUUUACUGCUCUGCCAUAUGAUUUAAUAUUUAUAGUGUUGUAUCUUAAUUGUAACCAUUGUUAUCUUUACUUCAGAGGAAAGAAAACAGUGCCACAUAAAAAACAAAUAAUUUCUUGAAGAAACAGAUUGUGUUACAGAUUACUGAUAUACCUAUUUCUUCAAAUUUCAUUACAUCGUUUCUUUCUUUAAAAAAAAAGUUUUACAUAUUUUCCAAAGGAUGUUAAGUUUUCAUAGAACACUUCCUGUUACCCACCCUCUUCCUGUAAGCACAGAACAGCUUCUGUCUAAGGAACCUUAGAUGCAGAACUUGUAGAGGAUUAAAACUGACAGUCUUGACUGCGAUCAUAGGCAUCCUGUUCUGCUUACUGUAGAGGAUCUUAAAAUACCCCAUACUAAGGCUGCUUGUAUAAAAUCCUCCAUAGUAUGGGGAAAUGUUGAAGCAUACGAAGCCUCAUGCAGAGAGAGGUUUCAAACAACAUGCUAAAUGCAUGUUAACAAUUGUAAAGAAUUUUCUGUCUGCAGCCAGCAGAACAAGUAGUCACAUUUUAAAAGCCAGUAAGGCUGUAUGGGAGCAGAAUUCCUCAUGUUUCAUUUUUCUAGGUCUGGUUAUCAAGAUAAGCAGCAUGAAUGACAAUUAUUUUUUUAAUUAGGUUUCCUGUUUUGUCAUGAGAUUACUCAUUUCCUUAUUCCAAAUUAUUUUUCUCAAAUUGUACCAAAGUUUAAUUCUUCCUGGCAAAUUAUUCACUGAAAUCUUGUCUUUCACUAAAGCAAGAUUUUAGACACCUGUGGCUGAAUAUUGGGGCUGUACAAUUAGUUGGGAUAUAAGACAAAGACGGAUUAUUUAGUUCAGGCUAACAAAUAUUCUUGACUCUUACAUGUGUAUGAUGUCAAGCUAAUCCCUGUUUUAGUAGGGAUUAGUUGCACUGAUGUGAGAGAAGUCCAGUAUUUCGUAGAAUCAAAGAAUCAUAGGAUACCACGUUGGAAGACACCACAAGGAUUUUCUAGUCCAAGCUUUCUUGGCAAAAGCACAGUCUAGACAAGACAACCCAGCACUCUGUCCAGCUGAAUCUUAGAAGUGUCCAAGGCUGAGGAAUCUACCACUUCCCUGGGGAGAUUAUUCCAAUGGCUGAUUGUUUUUAUAGUGAAAAAUUUUCUUCUUGUGUCCAAUCGGAAUCUUCCAAGGAGUAACUUGUACCCACUGGCCCUCAUCUUUUCCAUGUGAUUCCUUGUAAAAGGGAGUUUCCCUCUUCUCUGUAGCCACCUUGCUGGAACAUGGUGAUAAGGUCUUGCAUACGCCUUCUUUUCUCAAGGCUGGACAAACUCAGUUCUCUCAGCCUUUCUCGUAUUCUAGUCCUUUGAUUGUCUCUGUUGCCCUUCUCUGGACUCCCUCCAGCCUGUCCACAUAAUUCUUUAUAUAGUAGGGACCAAAACUAAACACAGUAUUCCAGGUGUGGCCUGACAAGCACUGAGUAGAGUGGGAUAACAACUUCUUUAUCUCUGCUGGUGAUGCCCUUGUUGAUGCAGCCCAGCAUCCUGCUGGCUUUCUUUGCUGCAGCAGCACAUAGUUCACUCAUAUUGAGCUUGUUGUACACCAGGACCUCCAGGUCCCUUUCCACUGGGCUGCUCCCCAGCUGAGUAGAUCCCAGUCUGUGCUGCACCCCUGGAUUAAAUUUUCCCAGGUGCAAGACCUUAUACUUGUCCUUGUUGAAAUUCAUCAGGUUAUUGUUAGCUCACACUUCCAGCCUAUCCAGGUACUCCUGCAGGGUGACUCUCCCUUCUGAAGUUUCCACUUGCCCUUCCGGUUUGGUAUCAUAAGCAAGCUUCAUCAGGGUACACUUGAUCCCAUCAUCCAUAUCAUUUAUGAAGGUGUUAAACAGUGUUGGGCUCAAUAUCAGUCUCUGGGGGACCCCACUCAUGACAGGUUGCCAAUUUGAGAAGGAGUAAUUUGCCACCAUCCGCUAGGUAUGGCCUGUCAGCCAGUUCCCCACUCACUGUACUGACCACUUGUCUAAGUUGUAAUGGAUAUUUGGAAAUAGCACAGAAAAAUUAGGCCUGAUUUAAGUCUUACUGUAUCAGUUUCCUGUUAAAUAUCCCAUGUUCAAAUAAAGGGUAAAUAAUUUCCACAAGCAGAGUAGCAGUCCUACUCCUCACUUAGAAAUAAGUCUGUUGUUGCUAAAAGGGCUGGGCAACUACCAGCCACAGGACUCCUAAUCAUGAGCACGCUGGUCCUGUGCUUCUGUAGAGAGAAUGAGUCCCCAGCUGUCUUCUGGGAGGAAUGAAGAUUCAGCAGCUUUUGAGAAUGGGCAAAAUGCUUAGCAUCUUACUUUCCAGGCUUUUGGAGACUGGCAGCAUGCAUACCUUUGUGGAGCUCAGCACCCCUCAGGAAGGACUGGUGUUGAUCUCUGAACUGCAAUCGUCCAGCCCAAUAUCAUCCCAUUUGCAAAUCUGACUACAAACAUUGAGCUUACAAGUUUUACUUACUGUAAACCACAACUAUUUUCUGUUGUAAAGGCAAAUUAUUUUGUAUAUAUUUACUAACUGGCUUUCAUUGCUUUAUUUUUAGUGUGCAGUAUUUUCCCUUCUAGAAGAACAACCAUUUACAGAGUUUACAGAAUGUUUCAUUACAGACACUAUGGUUUCUAGUACAUGGAGGACUUGCUGAUAAGACUGCAAACCUGCAUUUGGCUGCUGACGGGCUGCAGACUUAAAACAAUAGUCCUCUGGAGAAAGAAAGUUGUGUUAUUUCAUUCAUUAAUAAUAUUUUUUUUUAUUUAGGGUCUUAUUGAGUCUGGUGAACUUCAUUGCAUGCACAACUGCAUUCACAGUGUCUUAGCUCUAGAAUAGGUGCUGCUACCUAUUUUUAUGUGCCUACAAAAUGCAGAAUUCAAGUCUUUUCUCAUUGCUCACUGAGUUUAGUGGACUGCUUGCACACAGCUGGCCAAAACUGCUUGUUUCCUGAGAGUGAAAUUGGUUUAGAUGACUAAAGUUUUACUCUUGGAUUGUAAAUGCACGUUACAUUACAGUAGAGAUUUUCACAGCAUAUUAUUACUUGUAUUACACUAUAUUUAGUAAACAACGAAGAAAGGGGAGGUUAAAUGUACUGUAUUUUUUUCCUGCUGAAAUCUGUACUGGAUAUCAAAACAUUUCUUACGUCCCCUGGAUUAGGGAGAUUAAAAACAUAGGAUAUUUGGUGCAUAAGCAGUAUGGCUGUCAGAUACCUAUUAGUUUAAACAAUGUCUGAAAUGAAUGUUUUGGAAUCACUCUGGAAGCUUCAGAAUGUGAAAUAAAGUUAGAUAUUGUAAUUUCAAACUCAUGUUUUUUACUUAAAGAUAAAUGUGUUGACUUGCAUAGAAGAUCAUUUAAAGAGAAGAAUGUCAUCCUUAAUUAUGCAAGCUGAAAUAGUUGGGAAUGUGAAUGAGGUCUUUCCUCUGUUUCUGUGGAGAGACAUCCCAAAGCUGAAGAUGUUAUAUGAAGUCAGUGUCAGAAUUUGCCAUAUGGGAACAUCUUCCAAGUAUUACUGAUGAGAAUGUGUCUCACAAAUAACAAUGCCUACAGAUUUUAAAUCCACUGGUUUUCAAGUACUUGGAUUUCAAUCCACAAAGUGUUUGAGCAAAUGUUUGCUUUAAGCAGAUGGACAAUCACUAUAAGGUUCAUGCUUAAAUGGACUCAUACACAUUUUAUUGCACCAGGACCAAAACAUGUUGCACAUGAUCAAACCCCAAAUUGAACUGCAGGAUUAAGCAGUCAACAGGUGUUUAAUAUGCAAAAUAUUAUACUAGCUCAUUGUAAUGGUAUUUUCUAGCCUUGUAUUUCAAUUUAAAAUACUGGGAAGAAGAGCUGCAUUAAAAAAAAAAAAAAAAAAAAAAAAAAGUA
Molecule: messenger RNA, 4834 nt
Organism: Columba livia (rock pigeon)
Lineage: Eukaryota; Metazoa; Chordata; Aves; Columbiformes; Columbidae
Gene: MYCT1
Product: MYC target 1
Exons: 2
Coding region: 27-752 (241 amino acids)
Cellular component (GO): nucleoplasm
Source: RefSeq, a predicted model, not a curated record